This is a messenger RNA of Entelurus aequoreus (snake pipefish), 2661 nucleotides long. Its product is annotated as zinc finger protein OZF-like. NCBI's taxonomy places the organism in Eukaryota, Metazoa, Chordata, Actinopteri, Syngnathiformes, Syngnathidae. The record is from RefSeq and is a predicted model, not a curated record. The coding region runs from base 299 to 1942 and encodes 547 amino acids. Gene Ontology annotation, cellular component: nucleus. The transcript has 3 exons.
ACGGCGAGGAUAAAGCAAGAUGGCGUCUGACGGUGAAGACCUUAUUGCAGUGUUCUUAAUAUGUGCGUCCAUGUACACAUAUAUGUCCUUUACUACACUCUAUUAAAUAGAGUAAACAUCGUUAGUAACUGUUUGCAUCCGGUUAUAUUAGUCUGAGCGCACUUUGACGCUUCUCGAGCUAGCUUAGCUUGCUAAUUAGCUUAGCUUGUUAGCUGCUAUCAAAGAGAGGCGGAAGUGAUGAAAACACAUCGCUAAGUAGAGAUCAAGUGUGAGUGUAAAGUGUUGUGAUUGUGUGAAAAUGUGCGAAAUAACCAUAGCAGAGUACGAGGAUGAACUUUGUCCAACAAAAGAGGAGAAGGAGCGACAACAUCAAGUUGUGUUACACACAACAGACAUCCAUCAGCUGAUUGGACACCAAGAAGAAUGUCUCCCUCAUCUGCAGGGGGACAGUUUCACUUUAGAGUAUCCACAGCCCUCACAUUUUAAAGGGGAAGAGGAGGAUCCACACAUGAAAGAGGAAGAGGAGGGAGAGUGUGUUGUAGGGCAUGAGGAGGAUGAUGUCAGCAAGUUUCCACUGACUGUUGUCUCUGUGAAGACUGAAGAGCAUGAAGACAAACCACCUGAGUCCUCACAGCUUCAUCACAGUCCAAUCGUCUGUGAAGAACAUCUUCACCCUGAGCAACAGAGGUGGAGCUUCAGGAUGCGGACGGAGGAGCCACAGCCCUCCCACAUUAAGAAGGAAAAGAAAUACCCGCCGAGCCCCCAUUUUAAAAAGGAAGAGGAACACCAACUGAUCUCCCAUUUUAAAGAGGAAGCGGUGGAUCCACUGAGCCCUCACAUUAAGGAUGAAGAGGAGGAACACAGCAUCAGUCAGCAGGGAGAGCAUCUUGAAGGACUGGAGGAGGUUGAUGUCACCAAGAUGCCAGUGACUGGUGUCCCUGUGAAGAGUGAAGGUGAUGAGGUCAAAGGUGAGCGUGAGGAGAAGAGAGAGGCGGAGCCUCCAAGCAGCAGCUCAACACAACACAUGACAACAGAAGCUGAUGGAGACCACUGUGGAGGAUCACAAGCAGACAAGCUCUUAGCUCCACUAUCAGAUAGUGAGGACACAACGUCACACUCUCCUGACACUGAUGAUGAACACUCUAAAGAUGAUAAGACAUGUCACACUGACAACACUCACUUCACAUGUUCUUUCUGUGACAAAACUUUUAAAUACCAUUGUCGUCUGAAAGUACACAUGAGUGUACACACUGGAGAAAAAACUUUUUCCUGCUCAGAAUGCGGUAAAAGUUUUGUAAAAAAUCUAAGCUUAAAAGCACACAUGAGAAUACACGCUGGAGAAAAACCUUUUUCAUGUUCAAUCUGCGGUAAAGAUUUUACUCAAAAGCACAAUUUCAAAGUACACAUGAGAACACACACUGGAGAAAAACCUUUUUCAUGUUCAAUCUGCGGUAAAGAUUUUACUCAAAAGCACAAUUUCAAUGCACACAUGAAAAUACACACUGGAGAAAAACCUUUUUCAUGUUCAAUCUGCGGUAAAGAUUUUACUCGAAGGGAAAAUUUCAAAACACACAUGAGAAUACACACUGGGGAAAAACCUUUUACCUGCUCAGAAUGUGGUAAAAGUUUUGUAAAAAAUGAAAGUUUAAAAGUACACACAAGAACACACACUGGUGAAAAACCUUUUAUAUGUUCAGUGUGUGGUAAAAGUUAUAUAGAAAAACCGCAAUUAAAAUUACACAUGAGAAAGCACUCUGGUGAAAAACCAUACUCCUGUUCAAGCUGCAACAAAAGCUUUCGUCACCGACAAUCUUUUACAGCACACAUGAGAAGACACACGGGAGAGGAAGUGUUGAGUUGCAGUGUGUGUGCUGAAAGAUUGUCUUCUAAGUACCAGUGUAAGAAACACAAGUGUGCUGGUGGGAACAGCAGCAGCAAAUGAAGAUGCAGGAUUUGAAAUAAACUGUCAAGACUUUGACUUUCUAACAACAUCAGCACAUAUAACAUGUGUGACAUCAUUGUCGUGUGUGUAACACAAUCUUGUUAAUAUGAUUCUAACAUUUAUAGAUUAGACACUUCCGAUUAGUGCUUUUAUUUCAGUCAAGUACAUGAGUUAAUAUACACAUUUGUGGACUUUAAAAUGAACAGAUCAAUUUGACUGAAAAGAUGAGAAUAAACAGUACAUAAAAUAUGUUACAUAAAGUAAACAUUUUGUGUAGAUAUUCAUAAUUCACUUUUAUACUUAUAAUAGUGUUUUAUAUGUUUUUUGAAAUAAUGAAGUGUUGCAUAUUUUAUUUUCUAAUUGUAGAUGAUUCCAUAGAUGAACUCCUUUAUAUGAUGUACAUAUUUGUUUUACAUGUGUUCAUACCUUUGCUUUUGAGUACACAUAAAUCCCUCUUAGUUCAUAUGUACUGGUUCACAUCUGAAACAUCUUCUGGACCACUUCUGGAAGCAUAUUAUUAUUUACUUUAUACAUCAUUUGAACAGUUGUCAUUUAUUCAAUUUUAAAAUGUGUAAUUUUAUGAAUCAUUUGUUGGGUCUCUAUAAUCCAUUCUAUUAAUUGUCUUUAUUACUCUCGUGUGUAAUAUGAAUAUUGUUGUGUGAUUGUUUUAUAUGUAUGUCCCCAGACCUUUAUGCAAUAAACAAUGUAUGCUUCAACUA